This is a messenger RNA of Sebastes umbrosus (honeycomb rockfish), 1731 nucleotides long. RefSeq names its product leucine-rich repeat extensin-like protein 1. The transcript is spliced from 5 exons. Bases 76 to 1647 code for a protein of 523 amino acids. The record is from RefSeq and is a predicted model, not a curated record. NCBI's taxonomy places the organism in Eukaryota, Metazoa, Chordata, Actinopteri, Perciformes, Sebastidae.
GUGCCCAGAAUUAAAAGCCGUGACUCAGUUGCUCUUCAUAGUGCUUUCCAUCUACUCUGAGCUUGCAUCUCCAGUAUGGCAGGUGACGAUGGAAGCAGAUUACGUCACGCUGCAGCAGUGUUAUUAGUCCUGUGCGCUUUGACCGAGAGUUUAACUUGUUUUAGCUUGAGCGGGCUGAGCAAAACAGUUAAGCAGGACGAGGUAGCUAGUGUGGCCUCAGGGAUGGAAGUAAAGCGAGGAAGUAGUCUCUUCAAUGGGAAAGAACUUAACUCCCAGUCUGCUGCCACAGGAAAUGAUGGACUGCUGCACAUUGACUCGGAUCAAUCAUAUGACACAGGGAUGUUGGAGCAGCCAUCCCAGCUGGGGGACAACAUGGCUGACGAAGCAGCAUGGAGGCGCUUGAAUUGUUCCCUGCACUGUGGGCAAAGCAAGAUGAAGUUGAGAGCCAUGGGACCCGGAGCUGCUGACCUCCAGCUAGACAUGGGCAACGCACAUCCCCUACCUUUGACCCAGGUGCCUGGAAGCUGUGACUAUUCAAUGCGGCAAAAUGCACUGGGCCUCGUUCUGGUUGUUCCCUAUGAUGGCUGCAAUGUGAUACAAGAGGAUGGGAAUUACGUGUUGCCAAUGAGUUGGUUGGGGACUCCAGUUAAAUUCACCUGUCCCAUGUUGAGAAGUUCUGCUCCAGCGCCUGCUUCGACCACCCCUAAGCCUGCUCAGCAGCCCUGGACACCUCCUUUCCCUCUCGGGCCGAAUCGUCACAAGCGUGAGGCGACCCAGCCCCUUUAUGUCUACGAUCCUAGCAGUGAUUAUUAUUCCUAUUUAUAUUACUGCUAUUACAUGAAUAUGAUGAUGAUGACGCCGGCACCAACUCCUGGUGCUGCUACAACUACUGCCAAGCCUGACGUGACCACCGUAACUACCAAGCCAUCUUUGGAGAAACCCCCUCCUGCAAAUCCGUACUAUUACCCUUACUACCCUUACCCUCAGUACCCCUACUACACCCUGCCAAAUAUCCCAGUGAAGACUGCCAAACCGACUACUACUGGACCUGUCACUAGUGGAAUGACUACUACAGCCAAGAUGACCACAGCAGAGCCGGCAGUAACCACCAAGACCCCUCAAAAAACACCCAAGCCUUAUUACCCAUUAUAUUAUCCCUUCUACCCUCCAGCAGGACAACAGAUGCCUGGAGACCCCAUUUACUACUACCAAUUUAUGCAGCACUUCUACGGAUGGCCUCAAUACCCACAAAAUCCAAGUAACCCCAUGCAAACUACUCCGCCUCCAACUCUCACAACUGUUAAGCCGGUUGACGCAGUUCCCACCGUUAAACCUACGUCCAAGCCAACAACUGUCUCUGCUCCUACGCCUACAACAACUACACCAUGUACCCAUACAACAAAACCCAGCAGCGGCAGCAACCCAUGCCCGGUGAGUCCAUAUGUUCCUUACUACCAGCUCCCCUUUGCUCCAUACCUCUCGUACAACAAGGCUGGCAAACUCCCAGUAGACCAGCAGUACAUGCCUCGAGCUGGCUACAAAUCUGGACUGGAGCCUCGAGCACACCCACAUCAAGGCUUCAACUACUGGCAACCUGUGCCCUGGUUUCCAGACUCAACGGGCAAAGACGAUCUUCAAUUUGACUAGAAUAAAUCUGCCUGAACAUGUAAUGCCAAAUGGGGUUGGUGUCCUGUGAUACUGAGCAUUCAAUAAACAUGUUUUUACUCGGCA